Molecule: messenger RNA, 3610 nt
Organism: Aegilops tauschii subsp. strangulata
Lineage: Eukaryota; Viridiplantae; Streptophyta; Magnoliopsida; Poales; Poaceae
Source: RefSeq, a predicted model, not a curated record
CGGACCUACUGGAUCGGAAGUCCUCCCAGUGUGGACUGGCCCAGUCCGUAGCUGGGCGGUGGGAGCUGGACCGGCGCGGUUGGCGCGGCUGGGGCCGGCGUGGGCCAGUGCGGCCACUGUGGCGUUGGGGCGGGCGCGGGUGGCGCCGCGAGAACUGGCGCGGGCCACUGCGGCUAGGACGGCGUUGGGGCGGGCGGCGGCUGGAGCGACGGAUGGGCCCCGGCGAUCGCCGCGGGUACCGAGUACCAGGGCAGGUACAGCGGCGGCGGGGGCCCGCCGGUGUAGCCCGCCUGGAACGGCAGCAGGGGCGUCCCGCUCGGGCCCGACGUGUUCUGGAUCGGCCAGUGCGUUGCCGGGUGGCUGUAGGCGGGGGGCGCAGCCGGCAGGGCGGUGUGCAGGGCGACCAAGUACAGGGAGAUGCCCUGGACGGCCGUCACGAGGUCCCGCAGGGUGCUGGUCAUCUCCUCCGGCAUGAAGAUGGAGGUUGUCGGCGGCGCGGAGGUGAUCGGGGCCGGCGGCGUUGGGGACCCGGCAGUGGUCAUCGGGGCGGUGGUGAUGAUGGGCAGCGGCGGCGUGAGUGUUGAUGACGACAUGAUCGAACCCGAGUCUCUGGAUACCAAAUUGGUAGAACCAGGGAUCCUACCGAACCUACUCCGUAGGUUGUAGGGGAAGGAUGGAGGAGGGCGCGCCGGCGGCUGGGCGCCGUCGCGUAGGAGGAGGAUGGCGGCGGCGGCUAGAGUUAGAGGCGGCUAGGGUUCCGGCUCCUUUGAGAGCCGGGCAAUAGGGAUAAUAAUAUUCUUAUUGCUUAAUUCCAAAAAAAGUCUUACAGCCUAUAUUUAUAACCUAGAUAACUUGCAUAAGAAUUAACCUAAAAUAACUUGUGGACUAAGAUUGUCCGGUGGGCCUAGCUAAACCGGCCAUAACAGCGAUCAUUAGUUUAUUUUCUUCUUUAGUGCAAUAGCAUUGGUGGGUCCAAUUGUUCUGAAAACAAAACACGGAAGAACCCAGCAGCAGUAGUGGCGUAGCACUGCCAUCAACUCAUCGCAAAUGUGGCUUUGAGGGUAGCAGAAAACUAGGAAAGUAGCACAGCAACAAAUGGAACAAAACAGGAAAACAGCUACUAAGACCAAAGAAAUAUCCCCAAAAUAGCCACAUAUCUCGAGAGCUGUGGGGGUCCUACAAGACCAGCAAUAAAGCAUGCAGGUGCUAAAGCGUCAGUGCAACUCCAACGCCGGUCAUCAUCUUCUUUUUUCGCGAAUACGCAACGGCUUGUCUAUCAUUUGAAAAACGCCGAUCAUCAUCAAACUGACGGCACCAUAUAUCUGCCGACGCGUCCGACGUGUCCGUAAACGGUAGGCAAGGCACCGAUCAUCUAACCAGAGGCACCAAAUGUUUGCUCCUGUGUUGUCGCCAGAACUCGCUGCAGUCGUCGCUCCCAUAUCGCCGCCGGCCUGACCUUGUCGAUGAUAGUCGAAAGUCUUCGUGCACGUGCCCCUAAGGACCAGCGCCCCGGAGCUAUAGUCGUCGCCGUUGAAUCCUUAAAUCGAUCUGAAGAACCUGAUAUGAAAUAUCGCCAUUGCGUAUACACGACAAGAAACCCUAACCUCGCCGCCCCGAGGAGCUGACAGGAAUCUACGUCGGAGCUCCGUCUAAUCCGUCCCAAUGGACGAACUUGAGGAGGAUCGGAGCCCGGAAGAUUAACUCGAAGAAGAAGCACCGCUAUUCGUCCAACCGCCGCCUCUGCGAGGACUAAAACCCUACCUAUCUACUAGCCGGAUCUGAGGCACCAGAAAUCCCCUCCCCCGUCACCGUCCGCUAGAACGGCAGACGAUGGGGAGGCGAAUCCACAGGUUUGCCGGUGAAGAUCGAGAGAAGGAAAGCUUUCGCUAGUCGCAUUGCAAGAGAGGGGAAAGGAAAAAAGUGGAACACAAAUACCUACUCGGUCCCUUAACACCAUACCUAAUCCAGCUGCACCGUCACCACGACAUAAUUUCAUCGGUUGAAACAAAAUUUUAGAAAUGACCAAGAUUAAUUUAUUUGACACAAUGUGAACAUUUUAUGAUAAUCCUCUUACCAUUUUCUUACAGAGCGAAUCACGUAAUGACAGAAAUUUUGCAACGAGCCAACGAGCGGGGAGUUCCCGAGAUUCCGCGCAAAUCCUCUCCCCAUUUCUCCGAGAUCCCUCCCACACAGAAACGAAGCACACGCAGCCGACUAUCCUCCACAGCCAAUCCGUCGCUAGGGUUCUGCCGCCACGACCCGCCGGCGCCGCGGUCGCCAGAGAUGGACGCCGCGGAGAUUGCGGUGAAGGUCCGCGCCCUCGAGGCCGCGCUCGCCGCCAAGGCCUCCCGCAUCUCUGACCUGGAGGCUAGGGUCUCCCUCCUCGAAGCCGAGAACACGCGCUUCAGGAAGGCCGUACCCAAUGUACAGUCAAUGGAUCAUUCAGGCGACCAGGGUCCAACCUUCCGCCGAUUGGACGAGGGUUUCGGCGGAAACAAGCAAAACUCAGUGGGAUGCCAUCUGGUGAAUGGUUCUGCCGAGGUCAGUGACGGCGGGCCGGAGGGGAUGGCUGUUGGCGUCGCCAUUAGGAGUAGCGCGGAGGAGAGCCUUCUUGCCGGCACAGUGCCGCCGGUGACUGGCGAGAGCGGCGGCGAAGAUGAGAUUGAGGAUGCUGAUGUGGGUCUUGAAGACGAUGAUGUUUCGAUUAUGCCUAGAGGCAACAAGCGUAAAGCGGUGAUUACCAGCGAUAGCGAUGACGAGGACUGGAAUGGCAAGGAUGGUAAAGCGCAGGAGAAGUUGGGUGUUACACCCAGUGGAAAGCGUUCGUUACGUGGACUCAGUGAUGAUGAAGAUGAUGCUGAGGAUGUUCCAGAGCAUGUGCCAUGUGUAGCUGAGGCAGGGAUUGAAGAUGAGGAUGAUAGAAUUGUCAUUCGUGAAGUGGUUCAGAAGAUGAGGGACAAGAGGGGGAGAGGAGAUGAUGAUCAAUUAGGUGAAGAGUAUGGGGAGAGUGAGGAUGAUUCAGCAGAAGCCAGCAGUAUGGAAGGAUUUAUAGAUGAUGCGGAUUGUUCAGAAAAUUAUAAUGAAGAGCCUGUUGAGCCAGAAGAGUCUGACGGUCAGGUGAACUAUAAAGAUGUUAUGGAUGAGAUACGUCGCAAAAGGAAUGCUAAUGGUAAGGGCUGGGACUACGAGGCAGAGAUGCUCUCAGCAUUUGCUGAACAGGAUGAACUUUGCUUGAAAGCUGUAUGCGCUCUCUACCGAAAGCAAACUGAGGAAGAACAGUCAGUAAAAGCCAGCAUGGUGCAUAACAGACAAGGAUUUAGCCAGAUGGAUGCUGUUAGGGGAUCUCACAUAGCAGAGUUUCUUCUGGAUGGUGAUGCUCUUGGACCGCCUAAGAAAACUGUCGAUGAUUUGCAAAAAUACAAUCCAGAUGCUCUUGAGUUCUGUCGGAAGAUCGCUGCUCAUUACUCAAAACAGCUUUUUGCGAUAUAUCAGAACAAGGAGGACCCCUACUUCCCCUGACUGGUAAUGCUAACUCCAGAUGCUGACCUUUGUGUGGCCCUUGUAAUAUUUUGCAUACUCAAGCCUGUCCUAGUCAUUUUUUGUGUAUAUA